Messenger RNA from Lactuca virosa, 573 nucleotides. The record is from the annotation of a GenBank genome assembly. NCBI's taxonomy places the organism in Eukaryota, Viridiplantae, Streptophyta, Magnoliopsida, Asterales, Asteraceae.
AUGCAACAACAGAAAACAGUAGGUGAACGCUUAAUUACUUUGACAUUGGGAGGCCACUGGGGAGAGGAAAGUUUGUCUGCAUGUUGGGCGUUGACCAAGUCAUGGAUUGAUGUUCAAGUUGAUUUGGAGUUAUCUGGUGAAAGUGAAAGAAGUGAAGAUAUUAAUCUGAAUCACUUCUUGGACCUGAAAAUUGGCCACUUCAAUGAGUCUGUAUAUAAAGCUGUAACUCGAGGGUGUAAGGAGCAACAUCGCCAGAUCGAGAUGAGUUUAAUGUUUGGGGAUAUUCCUCGUUUACUUGACCUUAUAUGGUCAUGGAUAUCUCCAUCAGGAGGCGAUGAAGAUAUCUUCAGGCCUCAUGGGGACCCACAGAUGAUCCGUUUUGGGGCACAUUUAGUUCUUGUGCUUCGUCAUUUACUAGCUGAUGAAAUGAAACAUGCUUUCAAGGAGAAGACAAUGACUCUUGGUGAUCUUAUUCUUCACAUGUAUGCUGUGUUUCUUUUUUCAAAACAACAAGAAGAGUUGGUCGGAAUCUAUGCAUCUCAGCUUGCACGCCAUCGUUGGAGUUACGCUUGA